Meleagris gallopavo (turkey) is the source of this 13146-nucleotide messenger RNA. The record is from RefSeq and is a predicted model, not a curated record. NCBI's taxonomy places the organism in Eukaryota, Metazoa, Chordata, Aves, Galliformes, Phasianidae.
AUGUGCCCCGUGUGUGGCAUCCAGUGCCACCUCUUUGCUUCAGGGUUUUGCUCUAGCUGGGAUUUUGUUGAACGAGAAGGUACAUUAGUGGGUCUAAAUGGGAGGCCAGCAGGCGCACCUACAACCGUGAGGAGCCUUUCCUAUCUUAAAACUACUAAAAGUGCAGGUUGGUUGUGGUGUUUGUCUUCUAACCUGUUGCUUUGCUCUCUGACAGGACCCGUCGGGGCUCAGCCCCUGCUCAUGGUGCCCAGACGGCCUGGCUAUGGCACUAUGGGCAAACCCAUUAAACUGCUGGCCAACUGCUUCCAAGUUGAAAUCCCAAAGAUUGAUGUCUACCUCUAUGAGGUGGAUAUCAAACCAGAUAAGUGUCCUCGGAGGGUGAACAGGGAGGUGGUGGACUCAAUGGUGCAGCAUUUUAAAGUGACAAUAUUUGGGGACCGUCGACCAGUUUAUGAUGGGAAAAGAAGCCUUUAUACAGCCAACCCACUUCCCGUGGCCACUACUGGGGUGGAUUUGGAUGUGACAUUACCAGGAGAAGGUGGAAAAGAUCGUCCCUUCAAAGUGUCAAUAAAGUUUGUUUCUCGGGUGAGCUGGCACUUGCUGCAUGAAGUUUUGACAGGAAGAACCUUGCCUGAGCCUCUGGAACUAGACAAACCUAUCAGCACUAACCCUGUUCAUGCUGUCGAUGUGGUGCUACGACACCUGCCCUCCAUGAAGUAUACCCCUGUGGGCCGCUCCUUCUUCUCAGCUCCAGAAGGCUACGAUCACCCCCUGGGGGGGGGCAGGGAGGUCUGGUUUGGGUUCCAUCAGUCUGUCCGGCCUGCUAUGUGGAAGAUGAUGCUCAACAUUGAUGUUUCUGCCACUGCCUUCUACAAAGCACAACCUGUGAUUCAGUUUAUGUGUGAAGUUCUUGACAUUCAUAAUAUUGAUGAACAACCAAGACCUCUGACUGAUUCUCAUCGGGUAAAAUUCACCAAAGAGAUAAAGGGUCUGAAGGUAGAAGUGACUCAUUGUGGAACGAUGAGACGGAAAUACCGUGUUUGUAAUGUAACCAGGAGGCCUGCAAGUCAUCAAACCUUUCCUUUACAGUUAGAAAAUGGCCAGACUGUGGAGAGAACAGUAGCACAGUACUUCAGAGAGAAAUACAACCUCCAGCUGAAGUAUCCUCAUCUGCCUUGCCUGCAAGUGGGACAGGAACAGAAACACACCUACCUGCCUUUAGAAGUAUGUAACAUUGUGGCUGGCCAACGGUGUAUCAAGAAGCUAACAGACAAUCAGACAUCAACUAUGAUAAAGGCCACAGCAAGGUCUGCUCCAGACAGGCAAGAGGAAAUAAGCAGACUGGUGAGAAGCGCGAAUUACGACGCGGAUCCGUUUGUCCAGGAGUUCCAAUUCAAGGUCCGGGAUGAGAUGGCCCACGUGACGGGGCGCGUGCUGCCCGCGCCCAUGCUGCAGUACGGAGGACGGAACAGAACAGUGGCAACCCCAAGCCAUGGAGUUUGGGACAUGCGAGGGAAGCAGUUCCACACUGGUGUUGAGAUCAAAAUGUGGGCUAUAGCUUGUUUUGCAACGCAGAGACAAUGCAGAGAAGAAAUACUGAAGGGUUUUACAGACCAGCUGCGUAAGAUCUCCAAGGACGCAGGGAUGCCGAUCCAGGGCCAGCCCUGCUUCUGUAAAUACGCCCAGGGUGCAGACAGUGUGGAGCCCAUGUUUCGGCACCUCAAGAACACCUAUUCAGGCCUUCAGCUCAUCAUUGUCAUCCUGCCAGGAAAAACACCAGUGUACGCGGAGGUGAAGCGUGUGGGAGAUACACUAUUGGGAAUGGCCACGCAGUGUGUUCAAGUCAAAAAUGUCAUUAAAACAUCUCCACAGACCCUUUCAAACCUGUGCCUGAAGAUUAACGUUAAAUUAGGAGGAAUCAAUAACAUCCUUGUACCUCAUCAGCGACCUUCUGUGUUCCAGCAGCCAGUGAUCUUUUUGGGAGCCGAUGUCACUCACCCUCCUGCUGGAGAUGGAAAGAAACCUUCCAUAGCUGCUGUUGUAGGUAGUAUGGAUGCUCAUCCAAGCCGAUACUGUGCCACGGUGAGAGUUCAGCGGCCCCGGCAGGAGAUCAUCCAAGACCUGGCCUCCAUGGUGAGGGAGCUUCUCAUCCAAUUCUACAAGUCAACGCGCUUCAAGCCCACACGUAUCAUCUUCUAUAGGGAUGGGGUCUCUGAAGGACAGUUCCGACAGGUUUUGUACUAUGAACUGCUAGCAAUUAGAGAAGCCUGCAUCAGUUUGGAGAAGGAUUACCAGCCUGGAAUAACCUAUAUUGUGGUGCAGAAACGACAUCAUACACGGUUGUUCUGUGCUGACAGAACAGAAAGGGUUGGACGAAGUGGCAAUAUCCCAGCUGGAACAACUGUAGAUACGGACAUUACACAUCCAUAUGAGUUUGAUUUUUACCUCUGCAGUCAUGCUGGAAUACAGGGUACCAGCCGUCCCUCACACUAUCAUGUUUUGUGGGAUGAUAACUGCUUUACUGCAGAUGAACUUCAGCUGCUGACUUACCAGCUCUGCCACACAUACGUGCGCUGCACACGGUCAGUUUCUAUACCUGCACCAGCGUAUUAUGCUCACCUGGUAGCAUUCAGAGCACGAUACCAUCUUGUGGACAAAGAGCAUGACAGUGCUGAAGGAAGCCACGUUUCAGGACAGAGCAAUGGCAGAGAUCCACAGGCCCUGGCGAAGGCUGUACAGAUUCACCAAGACACCUUACGCACGAUGUACUUCGCUUAAGUCAAUAAAAGGGGAGCGUGCUCGCUGAAAGGAAGAACUGACAAAUUAAGCCACAUACAAUGUAUGUUUCCAGUGAGGUUGGUUUAUGGGGUGCGCCUCCAAUCGUGCAGGGGCGAGAGGCUGACCCUUAAAUUGACGCAAGGAAGAUUGUUUACUUCACCGAGGAACACAGCACUAUUAUGCAAUAUGAAACCAGCCAACUGCUUUCGUGGCGCGGUCUCCUGUAGGAAGCACCGCCAUCAUUUUCCUUUGUUUUUUUUUAAUUUCUCGUAGUUUAAACCCUCUUAUGCCUUUACCUCAAGUUGCUCGGCAGCACAACUCUCUUUGCAAAAAAAAAAAAAAAAAUUUAUAAAUAAAUUUAAAAAAAAAAAAGAUGGUGUAAUUUUAAAAAAGCAACCUGUAUAAGAACAGUCACAGUGAUUCUUUGGGAGAGAAAAGUGUGCAAAAAUUAUUUCUUCGCCCAGUUGAGGAAUCUUUCUCUCAGUGUUGCCAUCAGCAUUCGAAUGCGAACAUAUCUGAGUACAUCUGAAUGUACAGCACUAAGUAGAAAAAAAAAAUCGAGGGGAGGGAAGAUGUUUUGCACACUAAUCCAAUCAUUUGAACAUAGUUUAGCCAACUGCUGCCUUUCUUCACAGCUUUGGAGUCCUCAGCUCCAACAGUUCCCUUUUAAGAAGCAAACAAAGCUAGUGGUGUUACUGCAGGCAGUGGUGAUCCCAACUGUUCUGGCUCCCUGGUGACUUUACUAAAGCUGCUGUUUUACCUAGUCCAAAAGUUUCAAUUAUUUUCUAUCUGGCAAGUCAAAUAUCUUGAAGCUUCAUGUGAGGUUGGGCGUCCCAGGCUUUAUGGGAUGGCUACAGUAAACACCAGAACUGAAACUUUAGAGCUAAGGUCUUCUUGACAAAAGAAAAAUGCUAGUUUACUUGCUGCCUCUCACACCUUAAUGUGAUUUCAUACGUACGUGUUUUUGAAGUUUAGCUUCCUUUGUUUCUUUUAUAUUUAUUAGAGUAAUAAUAAUGCUUUAAUUUAAUUAUUACAGAACAUAUGGUCGACAUCAACUUUUAUUUUUUAGAAAUGUAACCAUGUUUAUUUUUAAAGAACUGACAACUUGUUUUUGCUAUCUUUUAGUGCAAUAAGCGUUCGAAAAGAAAACAGUGUCCAUUGAGCUGUACCAGAGCAGUGUUUGUACCACUGGCUGUGGGAGAAUGGACACCUCCGAUUUUAAAAGGACAAAGUAAAAGCCUUAAUUUUGAAAGGAAAGUUUUAUAGUCAGAAGGAAUCUCGGAUUUUCCUUUUUUAAAUCAAAAAGUAGCAAAAAUGCUUCUGGAACUCUGCAAGCUUCAGCGCUCGCUGCCGUGGUUUGGUUUAACAAAGGAACCGGCCGUAUUUUUGGCUUUGAGACGUGGAAGAUAUUUGAAGUAAACAAAUAGAUUUUUUUAUUAAGAUCUAAGUUUUUACAUGCUUAAUUAAAUCUAUUUGACAUCAGUAAAAUGUCUGGAGUUAUUAAAAGUUUUUAGGCUUUUUUCCUCUUUGAUAACGACUUUCCUUUUAAAAUUAAGUUAUUGGUAACUUCAUUUCACUUUGCAAAUAAAGUAAGAGGGCUGGGAUAGUUCUACCUUUAAAUCACUGAAAUGUGAAACAAACAAACGGGACUCUUUCAUUCCACUUUAAAGGUAAACCAAUAUUAAGAUGUCAGAGAUGAGCAUUUAUUCUGCGAGGGGCCUGGGAAGUUUUGCACUUUGUAAACUCGUGAAUUGCAUUUUUUUGACUGUUUUUUAUUUGCACUGGUUCAUAGUAUAUAUACUGCAGAUCGUUUCUAUGGGCAUUGCUGUUAUCCCAGCCCUUCUGAACCCCACCUGCUCUCCACAUGAAAACCAGAGGGUCGGUAAAGCAGCUUUAUCUCCCGGCGUUCUCACGAUGCGCUCUUUGCCAAUAUGCUGUGUUUUGAGCCUAAAAUCUGAGCCCGUUUUGCUUCAGCAGGCAUGACUCUCCCCAUCUUUUCUGCCAGAAGACAAAGUACUGUAUUUUGUGCAUUUGUAUAUUGUACUGAAAUGUAUGUAGUGCUGUUCACAACGCUGUCUCAGAGAGCUCUGCUCGGCAGUUGGCGUGUAGGCAUGCUUUAUCUCCCAGUACCAAGGAAGGGAAUGCAGAGACUAACCUUGCACCAUUACCAUUGCACUGGAAAUAGUCCUGAGGGUGGGCAGCUCCUGUGGCUCGGGGAGGGGGGGAGGAGCUGUUGGGAGCACUGGAGGGCGGUGGGGUUGGGGUUAACCCUGAGCCCCCCGUUGGGCUGCAGCUGCAGGGUGGCUCAGCCCUGCUCCAGGCUGCAGGUGCCCACAGCGCCUCGAGGCAGAGCUGCAGGGAGGUGGUGGUGCAGCUGUUGGAGCAAGGAGGGCUCCGAUCGAUCUCUGAAACGCUGCUCUUGGUUGGUGGCCCGGUAGCUCUGCCUUGGAAGAGCUCUAGCUAGCAGUGCCCUUAAUAAAAGGUUCAGGUCAGGCUUUUGACAGAAAGCUGACGUUUAAAGAGGAGUAGACUUUUUUUUUUUUUAAAGUAAACUAUUUUACGAAGCCUUCUUGCGGAUUUCUGGCGUUAAGAUGAAAAUUGCUUUUUAAAAACUCUUUUAAUGCUCCUUUCAGAGAUGCUGUGCCCUUCUCAUCCUGCCCACGCUCAGUGACUAUGACCCGAGAGGCUUUUCGCUUUCAACUCUCACCAAAAAACAAAGAAACUUCGUUGGGAAGGUGACUUAGAUGCUAGCUCGACAGCUGGUUUACCUGGUUUUCAUGUGAAGAGUACGUGGAAGUUUGAAUCUCUCUUCUUGGUUUUGCAAAUAUCUACGUAAAGUGCCGAUACUUAUUUGUAUUACAAUAUCAACUUACUGGCGUUGUGAGGGCCACACAUUUAUGAUGCUGUAGCUGCUAUAUUUAUUUAAAUGGAGAUGGACAAUUACUGCACUAAGGAACGAGGAGAUAAGCAAGGAAUCAAGGUUAGUUAGAUAUCUUGGGUUUUUUUGUUUUGUUUUGUUUUUUUCAAAAGAGAAUUAAUGGUGUGAAAUAUCAAGUGUAACAAAGGGUGCUGUCAUUUUAACUGAGAUUAAAUAGCCAGAUAUUCUUCCUUUGUUUAAAAGCAUAUAUAUUUUGAUGUUUGCAGUUUGGGGGUUGGGGGGUCGGGAUAAAUGGUACCUCAUCUGUGGUGGCAGUUUCCGGUAUAUUUUCAGAGUAUAUGGAUUUCUUUUAUUUUUGUACCUGCUCUCCUUUUAAAAAAGACAAAAAAAAAAAAAUAAUCUCAAAUUUUAUGUGCUGUGUGGGGAAAUGUCGAGUGGCUCUCCAGGUCCCCUUCUCUCUGGGAGCCGACUGUGGCCGAGGGCUGCGCUUCUCCUCCCUUUGCAGACGUGCUGGCCUCGUGCACUGCCCAUCUGGGUGCCCGGCUCCCACCCUGCAGACACUGUACCAGUUCACCAAGACCUCGUUUGUACUCAAGUGCCACUUCCUGGUGGGAGCUGCAGUGCUGGUACUGUGCCAAAGCUGGGCUGUGCUGAGCCCUGCGCCGAGCACUGGGCGCUCCAAAGCUGAGAGGGAGCAGGGCAUUGCACGGGGCAUUGCACAAGGCAUUGCACGGGGCAUUGCACGGGGCAUUGCUAGGAGGUGUGUUAACACACAGCAUCUGCUGGCAGAGCGACUGACCCCACGCAGGAGCUUCUCCUGGGGGACACUUCAGCUGUGGCCGUUUUACUCAGGAUUGCUGUGUUACUGUUAAAUGUGUAAUUUGGUUGAACGUGUCCAAAAGUUAUUUCUGUAAGGGGUUCGUUCUGGCAUCCUUCUGGAAGUUUGGCCUUAGAAAUGGUUUUUCUGGAGUAAGAUGGGUUUCUGAAAGCUGUCAGUCAAAUUAUUUCUAGAUGCCAUUGGUCCUAAACCAGUUUCACUUUGUGUACCGAUUUUUGUCCUUUAAAAUGCUCAGUGUGAGACACCAGAUGCUCACCUUAUCUGUACAAAUUCCAGCUACAAAUACUGGCUUUCUCCUAGUCUGGAAGUUUGCUCUGUUGAAACUCCAAGCUCAGCCUGCCCUUCAAACAGCUUGAGGCCUUUCUAUUUCUCAAUGUUCCCUUCUAAUAUUCCUCUUCUAAUAUUCUCCCAGUUCUGUGAGUUGAGGGUUUAGGACCUUCCUCAGAGCACUUUUAUAACCUAGGAACCCAAAGCUCUGCUGACGUACCUUGCAGUUAUCCAUUCCAUUUUCAGUGCUGCCAUCCAAACAGCCAUCUCUGUCCCUUCAGUGCUGUGGAGUUCUGCUGCUGAUUGUGAUGGGUUGAUUGAAUCUGGUUGGAAAAAUCCAUAGGGAUGUGAAAGGGAAGGAUCCCAGUCUCUCCUUUUCCUACCCAAAGAUGGCACUUUGCAUUGAUAUUGAGUGUUAGGACGCCCAUUUUGUUUUGGCACGUUUAAGUAAGACAUCACCUAGCUAAUUGACUCGUUGUUGUGACCCUGGAACUGUAGAGGUUAGAGCUUGAGCUAAUGGCUGCUUUCUGCUAGCAAAAAGUUCUGUGUUUUUCAGUAGCUGAGUUACAAAUGGAUGUGUACGGGGUCCUGCACUUCACCUCCUGGGCAGAGUCCCAUCUCUGUAACACUAAAACAAAACCAUUUGUCCCUCAGUAGGCAGAGGUGUGUGCAGAAGGGCAGGGGCUGCAGGGGAGGACAUUGAAGCAUCAGUACUACAGAAAUGCGUCCUGCCUGCCCUGGCCUUUCUGGCUCUGUGUGAGUCCCCCCUCACCGAACACGGGUAGUUACUGUAGGGUCCUUCAACAACAAAGUGGUUCUGUUUAAAAUUUGGAGUGAAUUUUUUAUUUUUGAGCAAGACAGUCCUCAGAAAGUGCCUUUUUAGAAGACGGUGCUGUAGAUUUUAUUUUCCAGUUGUACGUGGCUGAACAUUUAAGAUAAAUAACUGAAAAUGCCAAGUGUUUGAUGGUACCUUUAGGUACUUUCAGGCAUCAGUUCUCUGAGUCAGGACCAAGCAUAACCAGGAUGGUGGUUUCCUUUGGAGGGAAAGGCAUUGGGGAGCAAUCACCAAAUGCUGCUGGGGAGGAGCAGCUCGGAUCCUUCUCCGUGCAGUUUCCCCCUUGACACUGAGGGGAAGGCAGCAGCAUGGGAUGCCGUGGCUGGAAGGUGCUGUCUCCUAGGCAUUCCAAACUCCCAAGGACAAAGCAGAUGAGCUGAGCGCUGUCUGGAGAUGUAGGGAUGGUCAGUGCUGCAAGCAGGCGUCGUGUGGGUUGUGUUCCUAAAGGUGUGGUGUGCAUUUGUGCUUGGGACUUGUCAUUCCUAGCUGGGAGAGAGAUGCUGUGGGUCCAUGGUGAGCAUUCCUCCCGUUGGGAAAAGCUGUCAGCUAGACUAUUAGCCACUGCACCUCAGUAACCUUGUAAUGCUGCAUUAAGUAAUAAUAGCAAAGUUCUGCUUUGAUGACACUGUCGUGUGCUUGCGCGUGCCUGCAAAAAAUACCUUCUUUCAUUUUUGUAACGCUCUCAGUUGUGGUUACCUGCCUGCUGCUUGGUGAACUGCAUCCUUUUUGGGGUGUUUCAGUGUGGUGGUGGUCUGCGUGUCCCAUCUGCGCGUUGCUUUUGGCUCUUCUUUUUAGGUGGGAAAGGUUUCUUAGUGUUUGUUUUUUCUUCUCUGAAGUCAGCUUGACUCUACGGACGCGUUUGAGAAGAGAACAAACAGGACAACUCAAUAGACAGGCUGCUGUAUGGGGUACUUCGGUUUUAAGUUGGCUGUUAAAAUGAAUUUGUGUUCACUUCAGUCACUGUUGAGGCAGUAUUGGGCGUUGCAGAGGUCAGGAUGGUUUUCAAUAUCAGCUGAAGCAUAAAAUUGUGCUUUAAUUGGGAGCAGUAGAGCUGCAGGCAUACACUUGUACCCAGGCAUUUCCUAGGAGUGAGCAGAGCUUCUUCACGUCUGUUGAGCAGAACAGGAGCCAUGAAAUGUUUGGGUAUGCAGUCCUGCAGCGGGGCAGAGCCAUGCUGGGGCUGUGACACCGCUGUGCUUCACAUCCAUGGCAGAACUGUUGUGUGCACUGCCCUAAGCUGGACACGAGAGCAUGGCUUCUUCUGGCUGUAGUUCAAGGCAGCAGUGUUCCUUUUUGUUCAGCAGCUUUGUUUUAGAACAGCACUCAGUGCUGCUUCCUUCGUGUUUAAGCUUGCGGUGAUUUGUUCCUGAUUUCUUACUGCUGUUAGGCUGGGAUUUAGAAAGCAUUUUGUCAGCCUCGGUGCUGAGCCUGCUUUCUGUAGCAGCCAUUUCUGUCUUUUGGACUAAAAAGGGCCAAAAAUCUCGUUCCAUCAGCUGGUUUGCAGCAAUGCUCUCCAUCUCUUCCCCUGCCUGUGAACCAGAUUACUUUCUCUGUGCUUAGCCACUACUGAAGCUGUUGAGAUGUGUACAUUCCUGUCUCCUCUUUCUAUACGUGAUAAAUGUGAUCAAAAGCAAUGAAACAGAGCUGUGUCUGAGGGUGGUGGUUCCUGUUGGGUGCAGAUCCCUGCUGAGAUGGGCUGUAGCACAUGAGGGUUAACUGCAAAGCAGUGUCUGUGUGUUGCAGGGUGUGUGAUGUGUUAAAGCAUCCAGCCUGCUGCUGAAGGUGUAGAUACUGAAGAGGCAAACUUGUUUAAAAAUGAAAACAACAUCAUUCUUCCUGGCAAAGUUUCUAUAAUCAGUACUGCUCGUAGUAAAUCGUGCCGUGCUGGGGUUAAUCCAAAGCUGAAAUGACUCAGCUGUUUUAUGUUUUAUGAAGAGGAGGAGUAGAGAUGGUGACUGUGCUGUCAAACCCAUAGUAAAAAGCUGGGAAGGCAGGAAAGCUGCCUGUACUGAAAAGCUCUAAUGCUGCUGGAGCCAUCUGAACUUGUCCCUUUGCACCCACAGUUUACUCGACGCCCCACAACUAACGACUGCAAAAACUAAGAGAUGAGGAAAAAGCUUUUUUCCUGUAUUUUGGUAAGCAAGAGUGCCUGUGCACCUCCACAGCCGGGCUGAGCAGCAGUGGCAGUGCCUGCGACAGCCGUGUCCUUCAAUCCCAUCAUCUGCGUUCUCUAAAUCCCAAAGCAGCCUUUCCUGGUUCAAAACAGAGAGAUUCAGGAGGUGGGUGGUGUUCCAAACAGCAGAGCCAUGGGGUUCUGUGAGCAGCUUGUGACCCCUUCACAAAACACAGAUGCUCCAAUGGAUUUCUGGCUGCGGUCUUUGGGUGGUUGGCACAGAAGCCACUGAGGGAGCUCCCUUGUUAGCUUCGGUGUCCUGGGCUGCUUGGGUCAGACUUGAACUCGUUGAGAGCAAGCAUGUGCCUUUUUCUGAUCCGAGACAGAAGCUGGAGGAGCUGGCAAUUCCCACCGGUUGAUAGUGGGGUCAGUGUUCUUCUUGAGCUGCUUUUAAGGCUUGGUCAGGAUGGAGUUGGUUUUGUGUUGAGUUACUUAAAGGGAGCCCUGAAUUAUUUGUGAAUGUAGCUACCCAGAGAAAAGAAGCUUUCAAGUAAAUGGCUUCUGGAGAGUAAUGUCAUCAAACAAACAUAUUUCCUGGUAGAGUUGUUUUGUUUUUUUUUUAAAUGUAACACUGAUACGUUUCUCUAUAGAGAACCAUUAAUUCUGCCUUUAUUUGAAUGUUGCCUGUCCCGUAACGUCUCUGCUGUGCUCCUGCAGCUUCCCUGCUUGGCUGUAAGGACCCGAGGAAUGUUGUUGGCGGAGGUUGGGAAGUGGGAACGUGGUGCUGAGGGCUGAACAUCACUGAAGGUGACUCUUUAAGGAGCAGCUUGCCAGCAGCUGAAGGUGCUGAUGUGUGCACAGCACUGGGAUAGGAAGGCUCAGCGGAGUGCUGAGGGGAGAAAUGAGCCUCUCCUUUCACACCCAGGUAUGCAGUGAAGGCUGCUGGGUGCCUCGGGUGCUGGUUCGGGCUCCAGGCUGUGAGUGUGGAUUGUCAGAGACUAACAGAAGAGCUUUUCAAGUUGUUUUAUGCAGUGUUGAGGUUAUCCAGCCAGCAGCUCUGGCAUCGGCGCUGGCUCUGAGAUGGGUUCCCUCCCUGAUUUCAGGGAAUUGCUUUUUGCCUCAGACUUUCUGCCCUAUCUAGAACACACACAGGAUGACAUGCGUUGCCUUAUGAGAGCCAACUGCUGUGUUCUGAGGAUCAGCCACGCUGUAAAGUGCUGAAUUCCUGAUACAAACCUGUGCGCCUUCUUGCCAGUCGCUGUUUGAAGUCUGUCCAUCCGACACAGCCUGUGCCCUUUGCUUUAUCUCAGCACAGCUGGCCCGAGGAGCUCCUUGGGGUCGGUCCCACCGUGUACACUGCUGCUUUCUGUGACCUUUUUUGCAAAUUAGGAGAUGAGUUGAUUCAAAUAAAAGGUUUUCUUUACGUUGCUGAGAAUCUCAGAGGUCUUUCAAAUACAUUUAGCAGUUGAAAAAUGAGUACCUACCAUAAUACUCUCCAACAACACAGAAAUAUGAUUAUCUUGAGAUUAUCUCACCUGAAUCGUGGCUCCACAACCAAUUUUGAUACAGUUGUGCAAAAAUUAGGCAUUAAAAUAGUUACUAAUCGUCUUUCAUAGUGCUAACACUUGCAAAUCUCUCGAGUGCAUUCAGAAAGUUUAUUUGGGCAUCUCACAGGUUAGUGCUUGCUCAGCUCAGCUGGCCAAGCAAUACCCACUGGAGCAGUGCUGCAGCUAGGGAGCCUUUGGUGUUUGGAGCAUGCCAGCAAAGCAGCGUUUGUGUGCAGUGCUCUUUGAGAGCAGAGAACGGAGUGCUGAGCAGAGCCGCUGUGUGAGGCUGAGAUGAAAUUUGGCUGCUGGCAACUUGCACACAACUGCCUUCCUCAGGGGUUUGGUUGUGUGCAUCACGGCCUCCUGUGGCUGUAGCUUUCAGUUUCCUUUGGCUUUGAUUUCUGCUCCUCAGCAGAGCGCUGCCUUUCCUGCACUUGUCAGUGUUCAACCUGUUGAAUCUCGCCUUGAGAAAACUCCACGUUGUUUUCCUGUAGGUAAACCUGCUUCUAAACAGUUGCAUUUCUGCUCUGCUCCACAGGCAAUCCUGCAAAGCCUCAGCACAGCAAUAGCAUUGACAGAAUGGGUGCUCAGUGAUCUCCCAGCCGUGAGCAGAGGCACAGUGGGGCCUCGCCGUGCAGCUCUCCUGUCCGUGCUGCUUUGUUUCCUCCCUUGCUGUGAGCAGUUAGGCUUCCCCAGGUGCAUGAAGUUGGUGGAGAAAUGGCACUGCUGCUUGUUUUGGGGGGGGGGGGGAGAACUGGUCUGUUAGAAUGCACUGAGGCAUCUGAUCGUAGAUGAGAAUGUUGUCGUCGAGAGGUAUCGCUUAAAGCUUUCAUUGUGAUUGGUGAUGAGCCAGUUUGGCUAUUGGAGCAUCUCUGGUGGCAGCGUGUGCCAUGAGCAUCGCUGUGCUGGUGCAGGAGGCGGCUGGGAGCAGCGUUGUGCAAAUACACCCUUUGCAUAUUUAGUACCACCUGUUCAAAUGGAAAACAAAACUGUUGUGCUGUUUGGGAUUCCUUCUCAGAAUAAAGUUCUAAUAAACGAAUCCAGUGCGUUGAGAUUCCCUCUGUGUCUCACUCUUUCUCCUGCCUUAGCAGCUGCUCCCCUCUGCUUUCAGCGCAGAGCUGGGCCGUUCCCACCAUGAAGCUCCAGGAGUUCUCAGAGCAAAAGGGAAUUAUUCCAAGAAUAAAGCAGAGCUGUGACUCCAGGCACCACACAGUUGUAGGCAGAUGGCAAACAAGCUGGUUGGUCGAAGCCUUUCUUUUCUACUUACCCAUCUCAACCACGUGUGCCUAUUUGUACUGCGGCCGUGCAGGGGCAUGGACCCAUAGGUGAGUGUUGGAGGUGUAUGCAGUGCUUUGUGCUCUUUCUCCCCUUCCAGUCAAAUUGUUCUUGCCAAAAUUUUCUACCUGUUGCAGGAGUUGCUUUCUUUCCAGCACAGCCCCACCGCCCGUAGGCACCUGUACAGUGCACACAGCAGUCCUCAGAUCUCUGCAGGCUUUAAUACCAUCGAGUUGGGUGUAUUGUAAACCAACUGUAUUAAAAAAUAAUAAUAAAUUUUUUUUUGAAACGCAUAUGCACUGUUUUAUUAUUUUUAUACUUCUCAAGCUGCUUUCCCCCCCCACCCCGCCUGCAGGAGGGGAUGUUUGGAGGCUGCAUCCACCCGCCUCCAUUUGCUUUCAUGCCAUGUAAAGGUCCUCAAUCCGGCUUUCGUUGUCCACGCAGGGCUCCGCUCUGCACCAGCCCCUCCUCUGCUGCUCUCGCUUCGGUUUCCCCCCUUGUAAACAUAACAAAUGAUGAGAAAAUUCCUGUGUUUGUUUUUUCUUUAUCACGUCGCUUUGCUUCAGGUUGAAGUGUAAUUCUCACUAAGAACUGCAAUAAAAAAGACGAAAGCUU